AUGCCCAUCCACCUUCCCCACCGCCCCGCCAUGGAGCCAGCUCUUCUUCCUACAGACGCACGCAAAGCCAGUCUGGCACACCGUCCACCAACACCUAUCUCUGCAACGACUCCAUCAGUCGCGACAGCAGUACUAGCUACGACAACGACAACGACCCCAACUGCAUCCACCACGCCCUUAGUCUCGGCCUCAGCCUCAGCCCCUGCACCAGCAGCCACAGCUUCAGUGUUAGCAAGGACAUCAACGGGACGUUCCGGUGCUGCCACGUCGCCCUCCAUCUCAAUCAACACCCAUGCCACCACCACAUCCUCAUCCCAAGAGGCGAUUCGCACUCACACCUACUGGUCCGGAUUCUACAAAAAGACCAUCAAGGAGCGUCGAACUCAACUAGGCCUUGCUUUUCCGCACCUGACUCGCCCUUCGUCUCUUGACUCCUUUGCGUCCACCCAAACCUCAGCCAAGACCUCUGGACAGUCCACGCCUAACUUUGGCCCUACCCGGUCCUUGACCAUGACCAGUAUCGUCGUCCCUACUACCACCUUGGCGCCUUCUUCUUCCUCGUCGGGAGUGUCAUCAUUGCUGGCUUCGACUGUACCACUAGUGGCACCACAGCCGAUAUCAAUGGUCCGAUCCACAUCAUCAAUUCACCACCACCAUCAUCAUCAUAGUCAUCUCAGCAAUAACAACACAGCCGUGGCCCUUAAUGUCAGCCCUUCAGACUUGGCCUCCAACGUAAGCACGCCUGACUCUUCUGCCUCCCGGGACGUAUCGUCACUUCUGAACUACACAGACGAUGGUCAGAUCGCGCUUCAUCGAGCCAAUGGACAUCGCCUUGAGCACGACCAGCAAGAGCAGGACCACAUCAUGGGGUCCAGCAGCCAAGCUCAGGAGGAUGAAGAUCAGGACAGCGAACGCCGUGCGCUGGCUCUUGAGCUUGCACAAGGACAAGAGGACGAAGCCAUGACGGAAGAGGAGCGCCGGGAUCAACUAGAAAAAGACCGCAAGGCAACAGUGAUCUCGAACCUGGCUGAGCAACGCAAGAUGAUCGGGUCUCCGAAUGGACAUCUAUUGGAGGGAGAUCUAUCAUUAGACGCACGCCUGGAUGCUAUUAUUGCUACCGAACAGGAUGGCACUCCGUUCCCUGUCUACGGUCUUGACGAGCAGAUCGCCAACAAUAUGAUCGAAAACUGUAUCGGGACGUUGGGACUGCCCAUGGGUUUGGCUUUCAAUUUCACGAUCAACGGUAACCCGGUGGUCAUCCCCAUGGCGAUCGAGGAGCCCUCCGUCAUUGCUGCAGUGUCGAGUGCAGCCAAGACUAUUUCAACCUACCAGGGCUUCCAGGCCACCGCACCGGAGCGCAACAUGAUCAUUGCACAAGUGCAACUGUUGGACAUCAAGGAUACAGACAUGGAUAGAGUCAUGGCCAAGAUGCAGGAACAGGAAACGGCGAUCCAGGAGGAGGCGAAUGAGUACUGCACCAACAUGGUCAUGCGUGGUGGUGGAGUUCAAAGAGUUUCGUUCCACCGUGUCCGAAGGCAUGUCAGUCGGGAGAGCUUCAAGGGACAGGAUUUGUUGGUCAAGUACGGAGUCAUUACUCCUCAGAAUGUGCCAUCCAGGACGCAAUUUGGAUUGUCAUCUCAGGGACGGUGCUCCGAGUGGCUGGUUGUGCACCUGCAUAUUGAUGUAGGUCAUGCUAUGGGUGCCAAUUGUGCCAACACUGUGGCGGAGGGAAUAGCGCCCUUCUUGGCCAAGAUGAGCGGCGGUCGUACUGGAGUGCGCAUUUUGAGCAACCUGAACGUCGAUCGCAUAGCCAAGUCGACGUUCCGUUUGCCAUUCUCGUAUAUGGGUUACAAGUCCUUGCCGGGCAAGGAUGUGGCGGUCCGACUCUUGGAGGCCUAUGAGUGGGCAGAUUUGGACCCUUACCGCGCUGCAACACACAACAAGGGGAUCAUGAAUGGUAUUGAUGCCGUUGCCCUGGCCACAGGGCAGGACUGGAGAGCGAUCGAGGCUGGAGCACAUGCUUGGGCCAGUGGGGCUGGCUCCUACUCGGACCGAUCCAGCGAACACUCUAGACUGAAUGCAAAGGAAUCUGGGCAGUGUGGAUCAGAGCAGCAGCAACAGAAUGGAUCAAAGAGGAAAUUCGGACAAGAUACCCCUGGAGAUUGCGGGGCCAAGAUCUCGCGAGGAGACGCGUACAAGCCCUUGACGCGGUACUGGAUUGAGGAGGAUGAAGGGCGUCUGGCACAAGGAUUCAAGGGUCAGGACGCUCUUGUGUUCUGUGGCGAGCUCGAGAUGCCCAUUAUGGUUGGAACCAAGGGCGGAGUCCUCAGCACCAACCCCGUCCACGCUUUUACCCUCGGAGUCAUGCGCUAUCCUGACUCUAAGCAACUUGCCAUGGCUAUGGUGACGGUGGGGUUGGCCCAAAACUUUGCAGCACUACGAGCACUGGUGACUGAAGGAAUUCAGCGUGGACACAUGGCGUUGCACGCCCGCAACAUUGCCAUCUCUGCAGGCACACCCCCAGCCUCGGUGGACGAGGUGACCGCCCAUAUGAUCGAUACUGGCAGGAUUCGCCUUGGUGCUGCACGAUCUUAUAUCGAGAAGCGUGGUCUGGGACUCUACAGCGCCGGGAUGAGCGCCAACAGUAGUAAUAUCAGCGUCGCGAGUUCUUCUGUGCAUCUUCACAACAACAACAACAACAACAACAACAACAACAAUAGCAGCAACAGCAUCAAUGGCGGUCCCGGUCGGCCAUAA
Molecule: messenger RNA, 2757 nt
Organism: Linnemannia hyalina
Lineage: Eukaryota; Fungi; Mortierellomycota; Mortierellomycetes; Mortierellales; Mortierellaceae
Source: the annotation of a GenBank genome assembly